CUACCAUUGAUUUUCCUCCCUCGUGUUCCUCUUUUACCCCGCAUCCUCUUCUUUCCUCCCGCAGCCUGUCGGAGGCUUUUUUAUUCUUUCCGCCGCCCUCCACAUUUUCCUCUUCCCCUCCUCCUCCUCCCCCCCUCCCCCUCUUCCCCAUGACACAACAAAAGAAGACUAUCGCUGUGGUAAACGCGACGGGUCGCCAGGCUGCGUCUUUAAUACGCGUUGCCUCGGCCGUCGGACACCAUGUGCGCGCUCAGAUCCAUUCUCUCAAGGGCUUCGUCGCAGAGGAGCUGCAGGAGCUUCCGAAUGUCACUCUAUUCCAAGGCCCGCUGCUGGGCAACACUCCCCUAAUGGACGCACUAUUCGAGGGCGCCAACAUUGCAUUUAUCAACACUACCUCACAAUCAGGCGAUGAAGUCGCAAUCGGCCGCGACCUCGCCGACGCCGCCAAACGAGCCGGAACCAUCCAACACUACGUCUACAGCAGUAUGCCAGAUCACUCGGUACAUGGGCCCUGGCCUCCGGUACCGCUCUGGGCCCCCAAAUUCACCGUCGAGAACUACAUCCGUCAAUUGGGCCUCCCUUCAACCUUUGUCUACGCCGGUAUUUACAAUAACAAUUUCACGAGUCUACCCUAUCCCCUCUUCCAAAUGGAGCUCAUGCCGGAUGGAAGUUUCGAGUGGCAUGCGCCCUUUGACCCAGACAUUCCGCUGCCCUGGCUGGACUCGGAACAUGAUGUGGGACCCGCGUUGCUGCAGAUUUUCAAGGAUGGGCCGAAGAAGUGGAACGGACAUCGGUAGGUUUGACUUGCUGUUUGUUUGUGAUGGGGAGACGGUACUAACGACCCACAGUAUCGCGCUCACAUUCGAGACUCUUUCUCCCAAUCAAGUUUGCGCUGCCUUCGAGCGCGCGCUCGGCCGCCCCUGUCGCUACCUGCGCGUCCCCAAGGUCGAAGUGAAAGUCAACAUUCC
Molecule: messenger RNA, 968 nt
Organism: Aspergillus uvarum CBS 121591
Lineage: Eukaryota; Fungi; Ascomycota; Eurotiomycetes; Eurotiales; Aspergillaceae
Product: NmrA family NAD(P)-binding protein
Exons: 1
Coding region: 150-797 (215 amino acids)
Source: RefSeq, a predicted model, not a curated record